Messenger RNA from Drosophila takahashii, 940 nucleotides. RefSeq names its product chymotrypsin-like protease CTRL-1. Gene Ontology annotation, biological process: proteolysis. Gene Ontology annotation, molecular function: serine-type endopeptidase activity. NCBI's taxonomy places the organism in Eukaryota, Metazoa, Arthropoda, Insecta, Diptera, Drosophilidae. The record is from RefSeq and is a predicted model, not a curated record.
CUCGACUGUGAGAUGUAUUAUUAAAGGCGUUGGCAUUGUGGUACCCCAGUAAUUCUCAGUUGGUGCUUUAUUAUAGAUGCAUAUAAUGGGAACUGGAGCAGUAAGACUCCUACUUUUACUGGUCCUCGGGUGUCUGAAGGUUCAGGGUGUGCCAUAUCUGCUGGACCCGCAGUGCGUUUCGGCUAGAACUGAGCCAGGACAUUAUCGUGUGAUCAAUGGCAGGGCUGCAGAUCUACUUUCCAAUCCCUGGAUGGUGAUAAUCAUCGAGCGUGGAAUGAUGAAGUGCGGAGGAUCAUUGAUCACACAACGUUUUGUAUUGACAGCUGCGCAUUGCAGAAGCGAAACAAAUAGGCAAUUGAUAGUGCGUUUGGGGGAGUAUGACGUUAAUCAGCCCUUCGAUUGCACGAGCUAUGGCUGCAUUCCCCGUCCCAAGGAAAUAAAUGUGAGUAGGACAUAUGUGCAUGGGCAGUAUAACGACUUCCACAGCAAUGAUAUAGCUCUACUUAAACUGGAAACGGCAGUGCAGUACGGAGAACACAUUAGACCGAUCUGCAUGAUAAUGGGUGAUUCGAAUUGGUCGAGGAAUAUACUAAAAAACAUAAACCAGUUCAACACCACAGGCUGGGGUCGCACGGAAGCCCGAACAAAUAGUCCCGUCCUGCAGCAAACCUCCUUGAUGCACUACAGCCUCAACUAUUGUGCUCAGUACUUCGGAAGGCAGAUGGAUCACACCCACAUAUGCGUGGGGAGCAGCACAAGUGCCACGUGCAGUGGUGAUUCCGGAGGUCCCUUAACAGCCAGGCUGAAGUUCGGCCGGGAAAAAAGGGUCUUCCUCUUCGGGGUGGUCAGCUAUGGACCAGGUCACUGUUUUGGGCCCACUGUCUUUACCAAUGUCCUCCCUUAUUCAAAUUGGAUCGAGUGGCAAACCAAGAAUAACUGA